Molecule: messenger RNA, 1002 nt
Organism: Passer domesticus (house sparrow)
Lineage: Eukaryota; Metazoa; Chordata; Aves; Passeriformes; Passeridae
Gene: NTS
Product: neurotensin
Exons: 4
Coding region: 245-739 (164 amino acids)
Cellular component (GO): axon terminus; extracellular region
Molecular function (GO): neuropeptide hormone activity
Source: RefSeq, a predicted model, not a curated record
GGAGAGGGAGGGGGGGAGCUUCGUCAGGAGGCGAUGGCGGUACCGCCGUGACAUCACCCCGCGGCUUAUAUAGUUGGGGAAGGGUCUGGGUCCCCCGUCUGGUGCCGGCAGCCGCCCGUCAGCACGCGUGCGGAGGGCGAGGAGCGGCGGGGCUCUGUCUGUCUCUGUCUCUCUGUCUCUGUCUCUCUCUCCGUCUCUCCCUAGGAUUUAUGGACUUUACUUUCUAGAGGGCGGCGCGGCAAGGAUGAGAGUCCAGCUGGUGUGCGUGGUGCUGCUGGCCCUGGCCUCCUGCAGCCUCUGCUCAGAUUCAGAAGAGGAAAUGAAAGCAUUAGAAGCAGAUUUAUUGACCAAUAUGUACACAUCAAAGAUUAACAGAGCAAAACUUCCUUACUGGAAAAUGACCCUGCUAAAUGUCUGCAAUCUUGUCAACAACAUAAACAACCAAAUGGGGGAAACAGUAGAGGUAGAUGAGGAGGAUCUGGUUCCAGGAAGACAGUUCCCUGCUGCUCUGGAUGGCUUCAGCUUGGAAGCAAUGCUGACAGUAUAUCAACUCCAAAAAGUUUGCCACAGCAGAGCCUUUCAGCACUGGGAGUUACUUCAGCAAGACGCUUUUGAUCUAGAGAACUCAAGCCAAGAAAAAGAAAUCAUGAAGAGAAAAAAUCCCUAUAUUCUGAAACGGCAGCUACAUGUGAACAAAGCUAGAAGACCAUACAUACUCAAGAGAAGUUCAUAUUACUGAUGCAGCAGAAGAAAACAAUGUAUAUUUAGUUCAUAGGUAACUGUGCAUUAUGGUUAUCUUAUCUAAAUUUAAGAUCAUACUUGUGUGAAAAUAUACUCUGGAAAAUCAAGAUGAUAACAUAGCUGUGUCUUUUUUGCAAUUGCUGUUCUUGAUUGUGAAUUUUUCCUACUUGAGAUUAAUUGGACUGAUACAUUUGCGAAUAAAACUAGUUUUUAAGCAUGAUGUAUUGUACAAAACUGAGAUUUUAACAUGCUUUCAAACAA